Messenger RNA from Anopheles gambiae (African malaria mosquito), 11103 nucleotides. RefSeq names its product SLIT-ROBO Rho GTPase-activating protein 1. Gene Ontology annotation, biological process: signal transduction; negative regulation of cell migration. Bases 2169 to 6359 code for a protein of 1396 amino acids. Gene Ontology annotation, cellular component: cytoplasm. Lineage: Eukaryota; Metazoa; Arthropoda; Insecta; Diptera; Culicidae. The transcript has 14 exons. Gene Ontology annotation, molecular function: protein binding. The record is from RefSeq and is a predicted model, not a curated record.
GAUCAUCGUUGCAGACAAGUUGUUUUUUUUUAUGCCAAAUGAAAACAGUUUUGCUGAUGUAACAAAACAUAUCAGGUCCAGGUGGCUGCAAGCGUAUUUUAUCAUCGUCGUGUUUAUGGCGAGUGUCAUUUAUGCAUGUAAGAUCUUGCAUCGCUUUCUUUCUGUUUUGUUGUGUAUGCUUCAAUACAACACACAUCACACUCACACACACCCUCCUGGACUCCAGUUCAGGGUGCGAAUAUAUUUUGUCGGAUGAGAAAGUCGGAGAAAUUGCGUAAUGGUUGGCUGACUUUGGUAACGUGCGGUGUUUUUGUGUGUGUGUGAGAGAGAGGGAGUGUGUGUGUGCUUUUGGAUGUUGUUGUUUUCGAAGAGAUCGCACGAUCGCACCAAACGGUACAGGUGCAAAUGUCAGCGUGGUGAUCGGUGAAGCAUCUAAGCGGAGAGCAGCAUGGUGCAGUUAAUUAUUGAAUGGUGAUCGUUCGAUUGAUUGAGUACUUCCCAUUCCCACUAAGCUCGUAUGACGAGUGACAUCGAUUUUGCCACGGUUCAGAAAUGCAUCUCUAGAUCACCACAACCAAACCAAACGAAACGACCAUGGACAUGCGGUGUAGCUAUGAUAGGGGGUUUCUUUUCACUUGCAGCGUCUUCGUGUCAUUGCUGCCAUGUGUCAAUCAAAAGAGAUGGUAUAGAAAUGAAACCUCUGGACACUGAAUCGCUCAUUUGUUACUGAACUUGGUCUGUAUAGCAACAAAGUAGUGCAAAUGUUUCCAUCUAAUAACAACAUGAUUUGUUAAAAAACUAAAACUGCAAUAUGAUAUAAAACAUUAUUUAGACGGCUUAGUCCAGACACUUGUGUAAAGAAGAUUAAAUAUUAUUUCGGUAAAAUGGUUACAACAAAGUACAACAAAGAAUGAAGGUAAAACGAACAACAGCAACUACAACAAAAACAUUUUGCGCAGAUAAUAGCGGAGGUGGGUGCAUGCUUGUACCGCUUUUGAAUUUUUGCAACAAUUCGUUAUAGGUCAGGAUGGAUUGGCCACCCGCUUGAAGAGUAUAGAGAGAAGCGGUGAGGUGAGCAUUGCAACAGUGGUACUUUCACUUUAAAUUUUUUUAAUCACAACCAAUCUGAGAGCGCAUGCAUUUUUUCAACCAUAACCAAUCUGUGAGUGUGGUGUGAUGGUGUUAUAGAGGAAACUUUCAUUUUCCCGAUGCUUUGCCCCUUGUUGUUGUUGUUGUUGUUGUGAGGCGAUGUCAGACAAAUAUUAAAUGUCCUAGUAUUAGGAUUUGUAUUUGGCUAAAAUAUUACAUGAUUACUAUCUUUCCUUGAAAUGGACAAACACGGCGAAGGAAAACGGAAUCAGACACAAUCGGAUGCGCUGCCAGUAAAACCAUCUCAAUUGUGAUUUGUAAUUGCGUUUUACCCUUUUCCGUUUAGCGGACCGGAUGCUCACACAGGUUAAUAGCUGGUAGAAACGAUUACUGCUCAAGAACGUAAAGUUCCUACGGCCAAUGCAUAAAGAGCUUGAUGGUCGUCACGCCAAAUAGGGGUUGAAGCCAAUGAUGGUUGAAAUGUGCGAUAGGUUGGUUUCUUCAUUUAGAAGCACGCGUGCUUAAAAUAGUGUUGUAGCUUGUUGUUGAGAGCUUACAAUAUUUUCCCGAGCCAACAGAUCGAGCCGACAGUCUUCCCCAAGUCGUUGGGCGGAGAUUUUGUUAUUUACUUGGGCAGCAGCAAUCAAAACAAAAACACAGCUGAAGAAAACCAUUCCCAGUACGUACGUACGCAAGUGUGUGCGGCAUUACUCACUCCCUCCAUAGGUUUGCUGAUCGACAUCUGUGUCGUUUCAAAUAUCCGCCAGCAACAAACGUCCACAAAGGUCUUCACAAGUCGACGGCCUUUGGAUUGUUGUGUAGUGUUGUAGUGUUAGGCAUGCGCAUCGGGCAGUUUUCUGAAUGCGUGCACCAUUCAUUCAUUCAUUCAUGCUUAGAAUGCAGUUGAGAAUGACGGAGAGAAAUCGAAGAAUCUGGUUCCGUUUGUCGGAGCAGACAAUCACGACGACGUGAUACAGCUAAAAUAAUAUUAUCUGCUGCGUAAGAAAAAGUAAUAGUGAUUCUCAAGACGAGAAAAGAACAACUCGAAAUUUAAACCAGUGUUAUUCAGCGGACAAAACAUGUUUCAAUGCAUUAUACAGCAACGUAAUGGAUGGAUCCAUCAACCGAGUCCCGAAUUUCGGGAUGUCUUUCCAGAUAUCAGACAACAACUGAACGAGCAGCUCAAAUUUCUGGAUGUUCGCAUGGAAGCACAGAUUGCGCUCGUACAAGAGCUGCAAGAUUUUUUUCGACGACGAGGCGAGGUAGAACUUGAUUACAGCAAGAGCUUGGACAAGCUAGCUAAAAGCUUGCAGCUUCGACACAAAGAGCAGCGGCAAAAGCGUGAGCAAUGGCCAAUGUUCUCUUCUUACUCUUGCUGGCAACAGCUUGUCAAUCAAACCAAAUCCCUAUCUAGGGAUCAUGCGGCAAUGUCGGAGAUUUACUCUACACAUUUGGUAGCACGUUUGCAGACAGUGUGGGACGACGUUCAACGUAUCUACAGAAAGUGUCGAGAAAUUGGGUUUGAAACGCACGUUGAAAUAUUGCGAAUUUUACAAGAACUGCACACAAACAUGAAAACGUACCACACGUUGCAAACGGAAGCAAAGGAAGCAGAAAAAAAGUUGCGACUUGCCGAAAACCAGCGGAUGAAGCUGCAGCAGAGUGUGCCGAAGGAAAAGCUGGAGCGUAGCAAAAAGUAUCGUUUGAUCGAGAAAGAGGUACUGAAAAGAAAAAAUAAGUACACAGACGCAAGACUGAAGGCGCUCAAGGCAAAGAACGAGUAUCAGCUGUGCCUGGAAGCUUCCAAUACGACGAUCCACAAAUAUUUUGUCGAAGACUUGAGCGAUCUAAUUGAUUGUAUGGAUCUGGGUUUUCAUUCGGUCGUCUCGCGUGCACUGCUGAUGCACGUUUCCGCAGAUCAGGGUCGUUGUCGAGCGGUGCUACAUAAUGCCGAAACCCUAUCACAUAUCGUCAACUCAAUGGACAGUCGGGCGGACAAACAGAAAUUUCUUGAACAACACAGUGCAGCUUUUAUGAUUCCAAAACGGUUAGAGUUCCAGGGACAGGACGAAGAUGUAGAACCGGAGCUGCAAAAAGCGUUGCAUCAAGAAAUGGAAUCUCGGCUAAUGCAGCUAGAACAGCGCGUGAACAAUUUGCGUAUGGAAUCGGAGGAAAUUUGGAAAACCCUGGAAACAGCUGAAAUCAAUCUGCUUGACAUACUCAAUACUAAGGAUUAUGAUUGUACUAGUGCUUUCGGUGACGGUGCGGUUGCUUUUCAGAAGCCCGAAAAUACGUCCGUAAAACUGCGAUCAGACAAAAAUGAAAUAGAAGAAUUCUACAUAACGAAAAUUCGCGAAUACAUUCUUGCAACAUCGCGAAUAGCGCGGUUAGAUUCAAAAGCAGAAUACCUGCGGAACGCUUUGGCAAAAGAUUCAGCUAUCAAAACAGAUACCCUUACAAAAUCGAACGUCCCGAAACGGAAGCGUAUCGGUCGUAUGAACAAAUCGGGUCGACCAAAACUGUUCGGUGGUUCGCUUGAGGAAUACUUGGAAGUUUCGGGGGAAGAAAUUCCGCUCAUUGUGCGAAGCUGCAUCAGAGUCAUCAAUCUUUUUGGUUUACAUCACCAAGGCAUAUUCCGUGUUUCAGGAUCUCAAGUAGAAAUAAGUAACUUUAAAGAAGCCUUUGAACGAGGUGACGAUCCGCUAGCUGAAAUGACCGAUGCGUCCGAUAUCAAUUCUGUCGCUGGUGUGUUGAAACUGUAUUUACGCGAACUUCGAGAACCACUGUUUCCUUUAAUUUACUUUGAUCAUUUCGUUCAACUGGCACAGCUUGAAUCCAAGCAAGAUAUCGUAUCGGGUAUAAGAAAGUUUUUCCAAAGUCUCCCAAAGUCAGUUGUAGUGGUUAUUCGGUAUCUUUUCGCAUUUUUGAACCACUUAUCAGAAUAUUCCGAUGAAAAUAUGAUGGAUGCUUACAACUUGGCAAUCUGUUUUGGUCCCACACUGAUGCCAGCGCCCGAGGAUAAAGACCAAGUGCAGUAUCAGAAUCAAGUAAAUGAGCUGAUAAAGAACAUCAUUGUCCAUCAUGCAGAACUCUUCCCGAAGGAUCUUGGUGGAAUUCAUUACGAAAAGUUUAUCACUUCAGAAACGUUUGAAGACAUUGAUGUUGGAGACUCUCCCACAGAGCAAGUGUCGGAAGAUCCGGAUUCAGAAGUGUAUCCAUCAGAGGAUGAGUCAGACACAUUUGAAGCAAUCGUUCAGUUUGAUUUCAAUGCACGUUCCGAGAGGGAAUUAUCGUUACGGAAAGGGGAUACUGUGAUACUGUACAAUCAGGUUUCCAACGAUUGGUGGCGAGGUGCAGUAAACGGUAAAACUGGACUUAUUCCAGAUAAGUACAUAUCGCUAAAAAUCAAGGAUGAAGAGCGCGAUAAAAGUGAACAUUUGAAAUCUUCCAGUUCAGAAGAAUCCGUCCGAAAGCGUCGUCCCAGUGGAAACAUUUCACUUAACAGUCAACUUUCGAUUUGUACACAAAACUCGAACACCCUCUCGAAUAUAACGUGCGGUAGUGAUUAUACCGCUUCGACUGUAAGCGCUGCAACGGCAUCUGCCGGUGGACACAGUGCAACUGGCAAUGGUGCGACAACUGCAGCUGGUGGUACACCUAGUGGCAGUGGAGCCGCGGGAACUUCUGCCGGAUUAAUUCAAACGUCAUUGCCUUCUCCCGGGCAUCCGCAAUAUCAAACAAUUCAGAAUUCUUCACAAGGAGGCUCAUCUGGCCACCAUUCUACAUCUUCUCAGUCACAGCCUCCACAGCAAUCUAUUGCGAUAGUAACACAUCAGCCACCGUUGCCAUCGUCACACCAUGCUCCUCCGCUGAUUGGCGAAAAGUUGAGCAAUGAACGAAAGGAUGCCGACUUCAUACACUAUGAUAGUGUGGAUCACCUGAAAGCAUCGCCAUACAGCUACCACGACGAACCGCACUCGUUCGAAAACUCUUUCGAGUUUGUCGAAGACAUGGCUCUUUUCACAUACGAGACAUCAAAACCAUCGGAACCGAUUUAUGCCGAACCGACCAAAAUUACUACGAACCGCGAGAAAUCACCAGCGGCUGACAGUGGCACAAGCAGCAACAGCAACGAAGAUGAAAUGGAUAGCGUGGAAAUCCGACCCCGGCUUGGCGGAAUGGGAGAACCAUCAGAGCAUAGCAAAUCGACUCUUGGUUUGAAUCGCCGCAGCGAAACGACUCUAUCCGCCGGCAAAACAAUCGCUGUUGACGGUGAACCAUCGGCCGUGGAUGACCAAUGCGAUCAAUCCCGACCAAUGCGAAAGUAUCACGCGAAGAGCUUCAGCCUGUCAGAGAACAAACUAUCCCUAGUUGCUGGUGGCGGUGGAUCAGCAACGCUAAAUGUGUUUCAACAGAACCGCGACCUGUGGCAGAAACGCGCUGCACAAAGCUCAUACCAAAACCUAACAACGUCGCGCAUUCUAAGUCGUAACCGAAUUGCACCAGAUUUGGUGAUGGAUCUUCCGCCCUCCGCCAUUAGCAAGGAAACCGCACACGCAUCAAGAGAAUCUUUAGACACCGAGCUAGAGGAUAUGACCUCAGCUGAACGGUUUGCUGCUCAGAACCAGUGUACAUUGAAAAAGAACGAACGAUUUUCGAAUGAAUCUCCUGUGUAUGAAAAUAACACGGUGAAAAAAGAGGUAAAGCUGGAUGUGAAAGGAGCAACGGUGACUGAUAAACCGAAAGCAGAAGUGAAGCCACAAGAAAACAGUAUUAAAAGUUCAAGCGCGGCUCCAACUGAAGCUUCAAAAUCAUUAGAAGGUUGUAGUGCUGACGCUGGUAAAGAAGACGAAUCACGAAGAUUAUCAGCAAUUACCGUCCCCGUUGCGUCUUCCUCGUCUACAACAAGUGUGGCCCCAGGUGCGGUCACUGACGUGGCCGAAUUAGAAGUUGCUUCCUCUUCAAACGAAACUGAACUAUCGCUAGCGCCAUCGUCGUUACCGGGAAAAGAACUUAGCAAGAGUCCGAUCCCUGUGCGCAACACACAGAAAUUUGUGUCCCAGUUUGCUGAUUUACAUUUAACUGGCGGCUGUCUGAUGAAGUCAACCGAAGGGACGUCGGCAGCAAGCGCCUCUUCCAUGACGCAGGAGCAACAAGCAAAGAAUCUGAGCUCAUUCAAACCGCAAGUAAAAGUGAAGCCACAAAUACUGAAAAAGCCCCAGGUGCUUCCACCGCAAACGCCCGAAAUGCAACGCCGCAAUGCAGACUAGAAGUGGGCUCUGUUCUCACGCUCUAAUACGUUCAACAUGUAAAUAUGUGUGCACGUCGCAAAUGGAAGCGAUGAGAACAUUAUCACCUGAUAAAGCAUGGCGCGGUCAGGUUGAGAUGCGCUUCGUCUUUCUGUAUGGUGUUUCUGAUAUACACGGUGAAUGCUACUACAGAAAGGGAAACGCAUGAGACUAACAGACAGAAUGCGUACAGCGUGAAGCGUAAAGAGAGUGGCAUGAAAGUGACUGAUUGCAAAAUGAUGCAAAGUGUACAACCUUUGCAAGAACCUUGACAAAGUAAACAUUACACAUACAUCCAUUUUCCGAGGAUGUGGUAGUCCGAUCGCCAUGAAUGAAGCCAUGAUGGAACCUUUUGGUUUGGUAAUUAGGCGUAAUCAAAGUACAGCGCAUUGUUGGUAUUUGUUGCGGAAUUGAGCAUGAUGCGCAGGAAUGGAUUGAGUAAAACACCAAUAUUUCGAAUAUAUACAUUGAUAAGUGAAAAGUUUUUAAUAAUUAAGACUGGAUCGGUACAAUACACAAUACUCGUAAAACAGGCGAAAUGAAAGCAAAGCUAAACAUUGCACACAUUAGCUAAAAAUAUUACCAUGGAUUUGUAGUUCGUGCACUCAUGCGCGAACAGUGCAAACGAUUCAACAAGAAUGCAAAAUGAAGCGAGAAUAUGGCGAGCAAAGCUGGUCGGCGCGGUGUACCGUGUACCCGUGUACACCAACACCAUGCGGACCACACACACACACACACGUAUAUGGUAGUGGUGCCUUUUUUACGUAUUUGGUUAAUCUGCGUUGCAUAUUUUUAUGCUGCGUUAAUGAUUUUUCUUCAAUUACGAGCAACGAACAAAAUGAAAGCUUACUGGAAUGAGUAUAUUAUUUAACUAUGUAUGGGUUGUUCUUUUCUCCCAUUGCGUGUAAAGCCGUACUGUGUUUUAAUGGUACCGUAUAUUUUGUUGAUUUAACAGUUUCAGCGGCUAUCUUCUUCACAAAGUUGCCGUGUACACCACUUUCGGCGACAGAAACUUCAAUCUGAAAGAUAAAUAACAGUGAACGGGCGAACAUUGUUCAAAAUAAACCAUUCUAGACGAAAACCAACACGAAAACAAGGUGCACACGAAACGAAAUGUAACCAGAACCAGCAGAGUAGAGUCUGAACGUAGUCUGUAGUAGGUCCAUGAUAUUUCGAUCAUAUAGUAAAGCGUAGAAGUAGUUUGAAAAAAAAAGGAUUCGGCGGAAACACAGGACAGGGACGAUAGAGCUAAGAGCAAAGGUGAUUAUGAUAUAAUAACUAGCAAUCCUAAUCGCAAACAUUAUACGACUGAUAAUACAAGCACACGCACAAUGCGCGAUAUUUUUGAUUACGAAACAAAUACGGAUAGUGGGUGUGGCAGUCAACAUCUGGCAGUAAAUGAAAAAAUCUUUUUUUUGGAUUUAACAACAAAACAAAAAGCAUCAUUUACGAGUAUACGUAACACAUUCGCUAAAUUAUAUUUUCAAUACACACAGAACAGAAGUCCUCCUCUGAUUUUUCCUCUCUGGUAUCGUUGUUGUAACCUAUGAAACACAGUAAUUGCAAUCUUAUCGUAUUUAAUAAUGCUUGACAAACCAAACUCACUUUUACACUGAGCGCAAAUCAUGUAUGUCUGUCUGUGUGUCUGUGUGUGUGUGUGUAAAGUAAUUCUAACAAUUUCAUCGUCAGCAUCAUAAAAGUAAUCUCCAGCAAACAGCAAAUUCAUCGCUAUUAAUAAAUAGUGCAUUGUGUUACAAUAAAACACACUCAUACGACUAAAAACAUAGUUUCCGCUACACGCAACUACGCUCUAUCGCAAGCAGAGAAAGAUAAACAUAUAUAUAUAUAUACAUACACGUGAAUCAAUAAUAAUCUCUUGCUAUCUUCGAAUCCCUGGUACGACGAUUUACAUAUAGAGAGAGAAAGAGCGAGAGAGAAAGAGAGAGAGAGAGAGAGAGAGAGAGAGAGAGAGAGAAAAUGCAAUGUUAACUAGACUGCAGCAAAGGUACAAUAAUGUAACGCCGUGUAGUUGCGCCACACACCAGACCGUAUCGAUUCCGAAGAGAAAAUUUCGUUUCAACAAUAAUUGAAAUAGGUUUCGAUGGCAGCGAUAUCUGAUUUAUUUUCUUUCUGCCAUUGCAAACAUUUAGACCUGUAUCAGUUUUUCAAUAAAGUAUCAGUUCUGAAAUAAUGUACCUACGAUGUGCUGAGAAGAGAUAGUGCAGGAGGUUUUACACGAUGAUCUCUAUCGUCCGCUGUUCAACGUACAGGGUUUAGUUAAUAAUAAUGCGUUGGUUGAUCAUGAGGGUAUCAGCACAAUGGUAAGAUGAUCAUUAAACGGAAUGCCAGUAACCAGAGAGAGAAAAAGAGAGCGAGAGAGCGAGAGAGAGAGAGAAUAUGACGGUCGGAGAGCUAGAUUCGUUUUUAUCCGGCGGUUGGAGAAACAUGUCCACACACACGGGCGUAAUGGAAAAAGUUUUUCUAAUUUUCUUAAUUUUCCGGAACCUGCGUUACAGCGUAACAGGGUGUGCUAAUAAUACACUACCACACUGAUAGGACUUUGCACAAAGAAAAGGAAAUGGAAGAGCGAAGGGGGUGGGUUUGCGAAACCAGUGCAGUAGUGUAGCUGCAAGCACAAGCAAAGCAAAACGAAGUAUAUAACUAUAAAUACAUACUUCCGCAGAUUAAUUUACACCUAAUAGGAUGCGAGGUGAAUCGAAGGCAUCAAUUAUAUACAGAAUAAAUGUGACACACUAAUGAAACCAAACCAAAUGGACCAAUUUCAAUUUAACCAAUUCAUUAUUUCAACCCUCUUCGUAGCAAGCCAUGAGCAAUACCAUACAGCAAUACCAUACAGUGCGAUGUUCAAAGCAUUUUGCCGCUGUUUUGUCGGUAGUUUGCGCAAGGGGAUUUGUUUACACUGGUAAUUUGCAUCACCCAGGAUCGGCCAACCGUUGGCCACACUUUGGAGACACGUCCUAGCGCGUUUGGCGUUCAGUCAUCGGUAACAUAUCGCUCGUUAUCUACGCAUUAUCCUGUGUGGUAUGAUAGUAUGGUGCGUCGAAUAGGCAAACUACUGUGUGGAUUUGUUAUAGUGACCGUACUUUACCCUAGCAGUGUCUCGGGAAACUCCCUAAAGGAUGGAUUCUUUCAGCAAUUGUUUGAAACUCUGUUUCGCUCUGAAAGCAACACAAGACCCGCCACGGAACCCAUCUUCAUAACGCGUAACGACACGUUGGAAACUGCAGUGAUGAAUGUAUCAUCAUCAUCAUCAUCAUCAUCAGAAACGAGCGAUCAUGUGUCGCGUGCAGCAAUUAUCCUGUCCGAACCGGUUAAAAAUUCUACGCUCUUCCUGGAAGAUGGCUCAUCUAAAACACGCCCUGAAACACAGUUUGGUGAAAUGACGGAUCAAGAAGGACAAGCAAGAAGCUCGGCCGUUGCAGAACGUACCGUGAACUGAAAGAAACAUAUUCUAAGUGAUUACAGCAACGACCGAGAAUGUUAGCGAACAGUAAGAAUUAUUGAGCUUUGAUUAUAGAUUAAGAGCUUAGAAUGAGGAUAAAAAAUAAUCUCAUUUACUCUAAAAGAGAUGUGAGAUGAGUAAUAUGUCCAGUAACAUUCAAAUAAAGCUGUUAAUUUAAUCAAAUAUUCGUGUGUUGUUGAUGAAGCUUGGCAUGUGUGUGUGUGAGGGGGGGAGGGGGCUGAUAUAAUUUCGAGGUAAUUUUGGACGCUACUGUCCUUGUCUGCUGUUAGUCAGACGACGGCGAUUUCGUCAACGAAAGUGACACCCAAUUGCUAAUGAUUGUGUGAAAUGUGGAACAAACAAUACACUAGUUCGAAUCUGUCGAAAGCUUAAUGUCGUGUUGUCGCACUGCCAUUCGCUUCAGUUGCAUAUUGAGCGCUGGAGAAGAAGGUCUCCAAAUCCCGAACGUCCUGAUAAAACAACAUUCUAUCACUAGCAUGUAUUCAAGACAGCUUACGGUGUGCUGGAUGGUGGCAGGAGUACUAUUGCUCUUCCAUGGAACAACUGUACAGCCAGUGGCGUGUGAAUCAGAAACCAGUGAAGGAUUUUUCGCCCAUCUGUGGGAUUCGAUCUUUGGCUCGAAGCAACAACCAUCGCCCAGCAACAAUUCAACUGCCGUGAAAAACGAAACUGAUUCGUCACCUUACAACGCAACAACUGUAUCUACUACCAUCAGUAGUAAUACUACAUUCGUGUCCACGGAAUCGCCGGUCGAGAAUGGUGGAAACGAUACUACUACCACAGCAACAGUUACCACUUCGGCACCCACUUCCAGCUCAGACAAGAGAACUACAGAAAGUGACAAGACGGAUAAAACGGAAUUGAACGGUACUGAUGUAUCAGCUCACACAGAAAAAUCGCUUUCCAGCGAAGGAACGACGAUAGCAUCAAGUGUGUCCACGACGGAUAGCAAUGGCGUAACUACUAUUGACAAUGCUACGAAACAGGCGAAUACUACUACCGGUACUAAUACUACCAGCACUACAACCACUACUACUAUGGAAACCACCUCUCCCGGAAGCAGCACAGCAGCGGAAUCUACGACGGCUACCACGACAACACAAUCUGCGAAGUCGGCACAAUAGGCUUUGCUUUUCAAAAGCUUCAUUUGAUUGUAUUUUUGGUCUAUGGUUUCGAUGUGCUGAAUUUGAAUUCCUGUACUUAAAUUAAGAAAAUAAAACGAUCGAAGUGUUUUUAAACAGA